Messenger RNA from Cyprinus carpio (common carp), 1156 nucleotides. Its product is annotated as guided entry of tail-anchored proteins factor 1-like. Gene Ontology annotation, biological process: tail-anchored membrane protein insertion into ER membrane. The record is from RefSeq and is a predicted model, not a curated record. Lineage: Eukaryota; Metazoa; Chordata; Actinopteri; Cypriniformes; Cyprinidae.
AAACGCCGCUUAAGAAAGAAAAAAACUUUGAUGUCUUAUAAACAGUACCUUUUCGGAUAUUUGAUAUCUGUCGUUGCAUAUUUUUAGAUAAUGUAAGCAUAUUGUGACAUUUAAUGAAAGGAACCAGUUAAAAGCAGCGCUAGCGGGUUUGUAUUAUUGGGGGAGGAUCAGGUUGAUGAAGAGAAAAUGGCUGACGGGUUUAACUGGUUCCUUGUACUGAGCUCGGUGUUUCUGGUCAACCUCGUGAAGACACUGCUGCCGUCCAUUUCUUCAUUUCUGACAAAGAUCUUCCAGAAAGAUGCUGAUCAAGAGAUGGAGAUGAGGACGGAGAUCCAAAACAUGAAGAUGGAGCUGUCCACCAUCAGUAUGAUGGACGAGUUUGCCAGAUAUGCUAGACUGGAACGCAAGAUCAAUAAGAUGACCGAUCAGCUGAAGACUGUUGUCAAAUCAAGAACUUCACAGCAGGCAAAAAUGAAAUGGAUUGUAAAUAUUGUGUUUUACAUUCUUCAGGCGGCCCUCAUGAUCUCGCUCAUAUUGAAGUAUUAUGCCGACCCGGUCACAGUUGUGCCUAGUAAAUGGAUUGCUCCACUGGAGAGACUAGUAGCCUUUCCUUCUGGAAUUGCAGGCGGUGUUGGAAUCACAUGCUGGCUGGUUGUCUGCAACAAGGUUGUGGCCAUCAGUCUACAUGCUGUCAGUUAAUCUAACAGUGGUUUAUCAGCAUGAUUACGCAGUCACUGAAUUUUUCUGUACAGGUUUGUUUCAAUCCUCUUGCUAAAAAAACAGUCUAUAUUGUACAUUUUGUGAUGAAUGGUCCAAACUGAUUGGUCUGUUUGUUUUUUAAUGCCAUUCACCGUUCCGUUAAGUGGUCGAAGUGUGUAGUAAAUUGGUUUUAGCCUUCAUUGUUUACAAAUUCUUGUUGAAUGACAUUUAAAGGUUUUUAUUUUCAUUUAGCUAGUAGAUGCUGACAUGUAAACAUUCCAAAAAUUGCAGAACUUUUUUUUUUCUUUUCAAGGUUUAUGUUGUAAUCUCAAGCAAAGCAAAAGAUUUUCUCUAUUUAUUGCUUGUACCAAAAUUGUAUAUUAUGUUUGUCAGUGUUAUAAACGUAUUUAUUGGUUUUUGUUUUUCAAUGAAAUAAAUAUAAAUGUGCAAAUGAAAA